Messenger RNA from Salpingoeca rosetta, 522 nucleotides. RefSeq lists its product as uncharacterized. The transcript has a single exon. Bases 1 to 522 code for a protein of 173 amino acids. NCBI's taxonomy places the organism in Eukaryota, Choanoflagellata, Craspedida, Salpingoecidae. The record is from RefSeq and is a predicted model, not a curated record.
AUGACGCUGGGACAGGAGAUUGACAUCAUCUCAAUUCACAUGCGGGAUACGGUCGCACUGGGUGCGGUGGUUGCCUGCGCGUGCUUGCUGCUCUACACACUCCUCCUUCGGAGAACAAGCUCAGCCACCAGGCAUGGCACCCGCAACCCUCAAACCAAGGAAGAAUGGACACAGCAGCUCUUGGUUCGUAUUCGGCCCUUGCACCUCUAUGCUUCUUGUCCUGCAAUGCUGCUUGGUGGCUGUCAAUUGCAGCUCAUGCCAACAACGUAUGAGAUGCUUGUUUCUUUCAUCGUUGGCGCCACUUUUCAAAACCGUGUGGCCUGUUUGAACCCAAGCAUUUGCACCACCACUUUGCCGCCCGCCAUCGCGUGUGGCCUGCCGCCUUCAUUUCCAAGAUACACACACACAGACACACAGACAGACACACACACACACCUAUGUGUUCGUUGCAACUCUGCGUUUGCUCGCCCGUUUUUAACCUCUGUUGGACCAACAGGAUGCUUGUUUCGCUUGCGACUUUGA